AUAACAACAUGGCAUUUUUCUUCAAUAUUACGCUGGCACUACACUGGGAUGAAAGUGGAACAGUGCCUGAUUCCAUGGGAUGACAGGCCCCUUAGUUAGAGUUAUUUUACCAUCGAGGUCAAGUGUCGCUAUUAGUCUACUGGUUUCUAUAUUGGAGAUGGAAUCCGUGUUUCUAAUAGGGUUCCACAUGAGAAAGGGUAGACGGGCUAGAGAUCUUGGGGAUAGGCCGUUGCUAAGGGUUUGGUGCUCAGGUUCCAUCCACCAUCAGUGGACUAGCUGUAGUAAAUGUAACGAAACCUCUAAUAGUCUAGCUGCGUAAACCACUAAAGAGUCUGUAAGGGUUUGUGCUAGUAAGUAAGUCCUGCUGCGGAGUCCUCAAGCAAUAAUAUCGGGGUUUGACGUAUGGAGUAUAGGGCUCUGGGUAACUGA
Pseudomassariella vexata is the source of this 429-nucleotide messenger RNA. RefSeq lists its product as uncharacterized. Lineage: Eukaryota; Fungi; Ascomycota; Sordariomycetes; Amphisphaeriales; Pseudomassariaceae. The record is from RefSeq and is a predicted model, not a curated record. Bases 80 to 319 code for a protein of 79 amino acids. The transcript has a single exon.